AUGACAAGCAACGCGUCGACUCAACCUCCCUCAAUGACUGCCGCUACACCUGCCCGUGCCUCCGCGCUACUGGCCAACAUAACAGCCGUCAGCGCGCGGAUCAGCACAGCCGUUCUGCAAGCGCCCAACCCCAGCAAACCGGUCCGACUAGUGGCGGUAUCAAAACUCAAGCCCGCAUCGGACGCCCUCGCGCUGCACCAAGCACCCGCGUCGCAAAUGCACUUUGGCGAAAACUACCUACAAGAGCUUCUCGAGAAAUCACGUCUGCUCCCACCAACCAUCAAAUGGCACUUCAUCGGCGGACUGCAGAGCAACAAAUGUGUGACGUUAGCGCGGGAUGUGCGCGGACUGUGGGCAGUCGAGAGCGUCGAUUCAGAGAAGAAGGCGAAGCUGCUUGACAAGGGCUGGGGGGAGCGAGAGGCCGAUACUGCGGCGACGAAUCCCGAGGACGGUAGGCUGCGCAUCUAUGUCCAGGUCAAUACCUCUGGUGAGGAGAACAAGGCUGGCGUUGAGCCUGCCGCUGCAGCGGCGCUUUGUCGUUAUGUUCGGGAGCAGUGCCCCCGGCUCAAGUUGCAGGGUGUUAUGACUAUUGGCGCCAUCGCUAGGUCGCGGGCGACGACAGCGGAGAAUGAAAAUGAGGAUUUCAUUUGUUUGCGUGAGACGCGGGAUCGUGUUGUGAAGGAGUUGGGAUUGACGGGAGAUGAGGCUGAGCUGGAGCUUAGUAUGGGAAUGAGCUCGGAUUACGAGGGUGCUAUCGCCCUCGGUAGUGAUCAGGUCAGGGUUGGGACUACUAUCUUUGGUGAUCGGCCGCCUAAGGCGGAGGCGAGUGUCGUUUGA
This is a messenger RNA of Penicillium paradoxum, 837 nucleotides long. Its product is annotated as YggS family pyridoxal phosphate enzyme. The record is from RefSeq and is a predicted model, not a curated record. Bases 1 to 837 code for a protein of 278 amino acids. Lineage: Eukaryota; Fungi; Ascomycota; Eurotiomycetes; Eurotiales; Aspergillaceae. Gene Ontology annotation, molecular function: pyridoxal phosphate binding. The transcript has a single exon. Gene Ontology annotation, cellular component: intracellular anatomical structure.